AUGAAGACCUCCCAACUAGCGGCCCCUUUUCUGUCCACAAUCCUGGCCUCGCAGGUUGUCACAGCGCAGAGUGGCGCCUGGCAGCAAUGCGGCGGCAAUAACUGGACAGGGGCAAAGACCUGCGUGAGCGGCUACACUUGCGAGGUCAUCAACGAGUGGUACCAUCAGUGCGUCCCGGGGUCGCCCAACACGGCUCCUGCGACUACGAAGACGACUACUAAGCCUUCAUCUACCAUCACAACCACGACCCGUCCGACAGGCACUGUUCCGCCCACUACUACCCAGGACACAACUACCACCACCACUGGCGAGGCGGGCGGUGGUGAUCUGCCGCCGUUCCCUUCCACCCUCCUCCCAUCUCACUACUUUGUCCGAGCUGUCGCUUCACCCAAUUUCCAUUCCUACCUCCAGGCCAAGCCGACGCGGACACCUGGCACGGCUUAUCUCGACGAAAACACUGGAGCAGGUCAGUUCCGGCUGGAGUCGGGCCAGCUCGUCUACAACAUUGGCGAAGGCCUUGAGCCCCUUUACAUGAAUGUCGAGAAGCCCGACGACUUGACGCAGCGGAAGCUCACCACUUCUUUCAAACCCACCAAGAACACGUUUGGCACAUUCAAGUUCCAGGGCGACACGUUGACCUGGAGCACCCCGGAGAUCAGCAGGCCUAAUGAGGCGGCGUGGCUCGUGUGCGAGGACCAGGAGCUUUUCAUCAACACGGGCGCUUACCUCUACCAGACGCCUGCUGGGUGUUUUGACCAGACGAUUCAUUCGUACGGAGGUUCAACCCCCGAUGUCUAA
Emericellopsis atlantica is the source of this 798-nucleotide messenger RNA. RefSeq lists its product as uncharacterized. Gene Ontology annotation, molecular function: cellulose binding. The transcript has 4 exons. Gene Ontology annotation, biological process: carbohydrate metabolic process. Gene Ontology annotation, cellular component: extracellular region. The coding region runs from base 1 to 798 and encodes 265 amino acids. NCBI's taxonomy places the organism in Eukaryota, Fungi, Ascomycota, Sordariomycetes, Hypocreales, Bionectriaceae. The record is from RefSeq and is a predicted model, not a curated record.